Messenger RNA from Ceratosolen solmsi marchali, 1981 nucleotides. RefSeq names its product protein 5NUC. Gene Ontology annotation, cellular component: plasma membrane. The record is from RefSeq and is a predicted model, not a curated record. The transcript has 7 exons. Gene Ontology annotation, biological process: AMP catabolic process. NCBI's taxonomy places the organism in Eukaryota, Metazoa, Arthropoda, Insecta, Hymenoptera, Agaonidae. Gene Ontology annotation, molecular function: metal ion binding; nucleotide binding; 5'-nucleotidase activity. The coding region runs from base 53 to 1888 and encodes 611 amino acids.
GUGAGAGAGAGAGAGAGAGAGAGAGAGAGAGAGAGCCGGAGCAGCCGUAAUAAUGGCUCUAAUGGCUCGAUUCGGUCGGCGCUCAAAUCUUCCUGGAGCUAUGGUUUUCCUGCUGUCGAUAGUUUGUGUAUCGAAUAUCGCCGAUGCAGCACCAGCGGAUAACGAUGUGUUGACAGUGCGCAUUAUUCAUACCAAUGAUAUGCAUUCGAGAUUUGAAGAAACGUCACAGUUUUCUGGGAUUUGUAAUGAUAAAAGUCGAGAAGGGAAUAAAUGUUACGGCGGUUUCGCCAGAUUAGCGACGCUUGUUAGAAAGGCAAGAGGUUCAGCUACCGACAACCUACCAACAUUCUUCUUAAACGCCGGUGAUACUUACCAAGGCACCAAACUUUUCAGGUACUACAAGUGGAAGAUCGUUGCCAAGUUUCUAAAUAUUCUCAAUCCAGAUGUCGCGAGCUUAGGCAACCAUGAAUUUGACAAUGGAAUUCAAGGUCUUAUUCCAUUUCUAAAUAACGUUAGUUUCCCGGUCGUUGCUGCGAAUUUGGAUUUGUCCGCCGAACCGACCCUGGAACAAACAAAGCAAUUGAAAAAGUCGACGAUUCUUCAAGCGAAAAACAAGAAAAUUGGAGUUGUCGGAUAUGUAACUCCCGAUACUAAAGUUCUCUCUCGGCCGGAGAAGGUAGUAUUCCUCGAUGAGGUUGAAUCUGUGAAAAAAGAGGCCAAAUACCUCAAAUCUCAAGGCUGUGAUAUUAUCAUAGCUUUAGGACAUUCGGGAUAUGAGGCAGAUAUGAAAAUUGGCCGGGGAGUGGAUGAAGUCGAUCUUGUUAUUGGUGGGCAUACAAAUACCUUUUUGUACAAUGGGCACGAGCCUGACUCGGAGAAGCCCGAAGGUUUAUAUCCGACCGUGGUGGUUCAACCAAGUGGGAAAAAAGUUUACAUUGUACAAGCUUAUGCGUAUACGAAGUAUUUGGGUGAUCUUAGCAUAGAUUUCAAUCGUCAAGGUGAUAUUAUUAGAAUCGAAGGCAAUCCUAUCUUAGUGGAUAGUAGUGUACCUAUGGCAGAAGAUGUCGUUGAAGAGCUAAAACUUUGGACGGAACCCCUAGUUAACACAACUACGAGAGUCGUAGGCACUACCAAUGUAUUGUUACAGGGGGAUGACAAAGUCUGCAGGCUGGAGGAGUGUAAUUUUGGAAAUUUGCUGACCGAUGCUAUAAUAUAUCAUAACGCCAAGCAGUUCACCGAUAGGAAUGGAUGGACCGAUGCUGGAAUUGCUAUUUAUCAAGCUGGUGGCAUCCGAUCUUCGAUAGAUACUAUAAACAGUGGCAAGGUGACGCUCGAUGAUGUAAUGACAGCAUUUCCUUUUGGAACGAAAAUUUAUAAAGUUCAUGUCAAUUCAAAAACUUUAAUGCAAGUGCUCGAAUGGUCUGUCCACGAUAGAAUCAAUCAAAAUACAACGAGCCAUGGGGGUGGCUUCCUCCAAUUCUCUGGAAUUCAUAUCACUUACGACAUCUCCAAGCCAUUCAAUUCCCGAGUCGUGUCGCUUAAGCUUCGAUGCAGUUUGUGCAUUAUACCAAGUUAUGAGGACUUUAACGCGAACAAAACUUAUACCAUUUUAAUGCCCGACUUCAUGUACCACGGUGGCGACGGCUUCGUUAUGUUGCAAAAUCAACCAUACACGAAUUUGAACUCUACAGUUGCAGAUAUAAUCGUUGACUACAUUAAUCGAACAAGUCCUGUGUAUGCUAAUGUCGAAGGUAGGAUUCAAUUCGUAAUAAAUGAGGACAAAUCCAGUGGAAUUAAUUCUGGAGAAGCAUCAACAAAUUCAGCUGCAAGUUUUAUCUAUCAAAUUCCAAUACUAUCAAGCUGCUUUGCUCUCAUGCGUUUUCUUUAAUCUAUUUGUGAUUGUCAAUACUUAAUUUCUAAUGUAAGUUGUACGUAUGUGUAUGAAUGAUAAUUUUUCAUCCAUUUUUUACUGUAUUUUAAA